ACCUCAAGGGUGUAAGCGAUAACAUAGCUCGAAAACUAUCAACUCCUCUCACUGCCCCUCUUUUCGAGAGCAGCAGAUAAACCCUCCUAAAAUCCUUGAGGUGAACAGCGUCAGUUUCAAGUCCUGCUCGCAGCCAUUGAUCUUCUCUCUGAAGGUUUCUUCACAAUUUUCCAUUAUGCUAAAACAGUUUCAUACUCCCAGAUCUUUAGUCCUUUUCUGCACUACUAAACCCCUUUGGAACUUAGAAAUAUCUAUGAAUUUUUCAUGUGGGUUUCGCCCGAAAUCUCACCAACAUUCAAUUACUGUUAGAAGUUUUUCAACGAAAAUUGCAGAGGGUAGUGAAAAGAGUCUUCCUUGGCUUGGAAAAGAUAAAGUGAAACAAACUAAAAGACCUGAAAAGGUGGUUGUAAACAGGUCUUCUUGGGGGGAAUCGGCUGACAAGUUGUUUAAAGGUGCAGAGAAAAGUGUAGAACUUAAGAGAUAUGAGGAUAGACGAGACAAUUAUAAGAGCACAGCUAAUAGUGGAGAAGAUGAUGAUGGAGGGGAAAUGGAUGAUCCGAGAUGGGAUAAGAUUAAGAGCAGGUUCAGUCGGAUUAAGGUAAGACCGGGGUCUGAUAGGCCAGAGGUUAGAAGGUGGAACAAUCAAGAUAGUUGGGGUAAAAAGACAUGGAAAGAGGCGUCUGAAUCAACCCUACCGAGAAUGAUAGGCGAGGGGGUUUAUGGUGUUGGCCCUGUUUUAGCUGCAUUGUCAGCUGGAAGAAGAGAAUUUUAUGGUCUCUAUAUUCAGGAUGGGUUGGAUCUGAGUGGAAAUAACAGGAAGAAGAAGGAUAAGAAAGGGUUUGAGAGAGUUUUGAGGACAGCGGAGAAAGUUGGAUUAAGUAUAAAGGAAGUAUCUAAACAUGACCUCAAUAUGAUUAGUGAUAACAGGCCUCAUCAGGGACUGGUCCUUGAUACUUCUCCAUUGGAAAUGGUUGGUAUCAAGGAAUUGGAACCUGUUUCAAUUGAGGAAGAUACCACUCCUCUUUGGGUUGCUUUGGAUGAGGUUACUGAUCCUCAGAAUUUGGGUGCAAUUAUACGGUCUGCUUAUUUUUUCGGAGCUUCUGGGAUUGUUUUGUGUGCUAAGAACUCUGCUCCAUUGAGUGGGGUAGUGAGCAAAGCAAGUGCCGGCUCACUUGAAUUAAUGGAGCUGAGGUCUUGCAAGAAUAUGAUGCAAUUCCUAACGUCUUCGGCAGAAAAUGGAUGGCGGGUCCUAGGUGGUUCUGUUUCUUCAAGAGCUGUUCCGUUGCAUGAGAUUGUGCCUGGUGCUCCUACAAUACUUGUUUUGGGAAGUGAAGGGACUGGUCUGAGACCAUUGGUGGAGAGGUCAUGUACUGAAUUAGUUAGAAUUCCGGGAAAUAUCCCUUUGGAUAUAAUCGCUGCAGAAGAUGAGGAUGCUGAGAGUGAUAAUAGUAUUUUAGGUCAGAACUUUAGAUCCUUUAUGGCUGUGGAAAGCUUGAAUGUAAGUGUUGCAGCAGUACGCAUACAGACAUUUGGUGAUUUUCUGUAAUGGAUUGGCUUUGUUGGCAUUGCAUCUCAAAUUGCUCUGUCCGAAAUUGUUAAGGUUUUGUUGAACUUAGUUCAGCUUGUGAUAUUUCUAUGCAAGGAUUUGGUUGCUGGAGUUACCUUUGCAGGAUGGGUAGGUUCGACAGAACUUGUUGAAAUUGACUAUGCAUGAAUGCAUAAGUUAUGUCAGAUCAACUAGAGGACAGCCAUUGCGAAGCUUGUUUGCAGGUUCUAAAUGAAAUUGCUUAGAUAAAUGUAGGUAUUACUUUUUAGGAGAAUUUGAACUGCUUAACACUACAAUAAGGAUAAAGGUUUUAUGAUGUUUGUUGUGGGAUAGUAGCAGGGCUUAUCCUUUUCUUCUUCUUUUAUUUUUCAGUUGACUUCAUUGUUACCUAGGGAUUUUUAGUUUACUCUUAAGAGUCAUGCCCUGGUUCUGGAAUA
Molecule: messenger RNA, 1983 nt
Organism: Solanum stenotomum
Lineage: Eukaryota; Viridiplantae; Streptophyta; Magnoliopsida; Solanales; Solanaceae
Biological process (GO): rRNA methylation
Cellular component (GO): chloroplast
Molecular function (GO): RNA methyltransferase activity; RNA binding
Source: RefSeq, a predicted model, not a curated record